AUGCAAUGAUAAGAUCAUAUUGAAGCGCUUACAAUAAAAUCGUAUAGCAUACAUUAAUAAUUUGUUUUAUUGAAUAAUCAUGGCAAGUGAGAGUAUAGACCUAGAUCAAGAUUUAGCUCAAAGACUUCUAGUCGAAGGUGCUACACUAGUUGUAUUAAAUGUACCAAGUGGCACAGAACUAGGAAUUGAUUUAAAAUCUUGGAACACAGCAGAUACUUUUAAAGGCAUCAAAAUGAUCCCACCAGGAUUUCACUAUGUUCAUUAUAGCGCUGUAAAUGAAUUUGGAGAAUCAGCACCCAAAAUUGGUUUUCUUCAUACAUUUACAAAAUCAGAAUUUGUAGUCAAACGGUGGGAUGCAAAAGCAGAAGAUCUUAGUUCAGAAGCUGUAUCAGAUGAAACAGUCCAAAGGUUGAAAGAUAACUUAAAAGAUUUAGAUAGAUAUCUGGGAUGUUAUCCUUAUGAUGUAUGGAAGCAAUGGAAAGACUUAACAAAUCACAUUAGUCCUACCUUGGUUGAACGUUGUUCACCUCUGUGUGGGUUUGUUCAGUCAGCCUUAGAGUUAGAGCAUUGUAGUGAUGCAAUGAGACCAAGGGGUGGGGUGUCAAGUCCAAAAAGAAAGAGGAGUGGAAUUACUGUAGAAGAAAAGGAAGAAGAGUUGCUUCCUGAUUUGAAACCUAAGCCAGGCACAGAGCUUCGGUUGUCUAAAGUACCCAAUAAAAAUUAUCCAGAUGGAGCAUCGCCAAGUGAGAUCACAAAGCAUUCCCUUGAUUCCAGCUAUGCACUAGAAACACUUCUCAAGGAGUUACCACAACCUAUGGAGAUUAUUGGUGAAAUGCAGCUGGCAUUUGUUUGUUUCUUGGUCGGACAAAGUCUUGAUGCAUUUGAACAUUGGAAGAAACUUGUAUCGUUUAUCUGCGGUGCUGAUUCUGCGAUACCACAGCGACGUGGCAUCUACAUGGAAUUUAUGAAAGCGUUAGAGAUCCAAUUAACGCACGUACCCGAGGAAAUACUUUGCGACAUUGUAGCUAACAACAAUUUCGUUUACUACAAUUUACGCAAACUUUUUGCAAAUAUUGAGGCUAAUUCAGAUAUAGAUGGUCGGUUGAAGUGUCACGCCUCGCGAUUCCGCAGUCGAUUAUCGACCAAGUUCUCGUGGGAUUUUUCUAAUUUACAAGAUGAUAGUGACGAUGACGCGCCUGUAGUUGUAUCUUUGGAAUAAGGAUCUGAAUAUAUGUAUAUGUACAAUACGAAUGAAGAUCAACGAUACUCAAUAGAAAUGAUA
Molecule: messenger RNA, 1282 nt
Organism: Dufourea novaeangliae
Lineage: Eukaryota; Metazoa; Arthropoda; Insecta; Hymenoptera; Halictidae
Product: protein AAR2 homolog
Exons: 5
Coding region: 80-1219 (379 amino acids)
Biological process (GO): spliceosomal tri-snRNP complex assembly
Source: RefSeq, a predicted model, not a curated record